AGCUUAGCACGUCAACUCCGUCUCUGUCGGACCAAGAUGCCAGAUAAUAACUCUAUUGUAAAUCCCAAUAAAAGUUUGGAAAUACCCAAAUGGAUAAAUCAAGAAUAUUUUGAAGCAGUGCUCCAGAAAAAUGAACCAAACUGUGUGAAGAUUCUUAACUUUACACCGGUUGCAGCCAUACCACCCGGCGAAAACUUUACCUCUGUAAUGUUACGUAUUCAUUUGGAUUUGGCUAUGCUUGAUGGAAGUACCAAGCACAAAACCUAUGUAGUGAAAACGAUGCUGCCUGAAGAUCGGGGAGGCAAACAGGUUAAGGAGGUCGGCAUUUUUGAUAAGGAAUUGCAAAUGUAUAAGAAGUAUCUCCCGCAAUUCGAAGCCAUCUAUAAAGAUGCGGGAGAAGAGAUACAAUUGGCGCCAAAGUGUUUGCAAACCGAAGAACGUGACGAUGGAAUACACUUUAUCUUUGAAGAUCUGGGAGAAUUGCAAUUUCAGAAUGUCGAUCGCAUAAACGGAUUGGAUAUGGAACAUAUGAAGACGCUUCUUUACAAAUUAGCUGAGUUCCAUGCGGUCGCUGCAGUUUAUGUUGAGCGAAAUGGACCAUUUCCCGAAGAGUUCGAUGAAGGUUUCAUGACCCGAAAGUACCAAGAGAUGCAAGACUCUGCCUUCAAGUUGAAACGUGAAUCCUUUGUGAAAUCUAUGGCUGCUUGGGGUAUGGAGAAUUCUGAGCUAUACACGAAGAGUUUUCCCACUGCUGAGCAGUUUUCGAAGAUGUGUUUACGGAAUCUGGAAUUAGAUACUCAGAGUUUCAACACUCUUACACAUGGAGAUCUGUGGAGCAGUAAUUUGCUAUUUAAAUAUCAAGCUGAUGGAUCAAUCGAUCGAAUGAUCAUGCUGGACUAUCAGCUAUGCAAAUAUGGAAGCCCUGCGUUAGAUUUGCUCUUCAUUAUUACCAUAUCUGCUGCCAAUGAUAUUCGCCUGAAGGAAUUUGAUCACUUCGUCAGAAUAUAUUGGGAACGACUUGUUGACCGCCUGAAGCUUUUAAAGUACCAAAAGCCACUGCCAACUUUGAGGGAAUUACAAAAAUCCAUGUACCAUGAAAGUAACACCUUUUAUCCAUUUUUUGCCAUAUUCAAUCAUCUGCCCGUGAUACAAUUUCCAAGCGAUGAGCAAACUAGUCUGCAUUCUUUAAGAGAUGAAUCUGAGGAGGGCGAGAAAUUUCGGUGGAGACUGUUUACUAACCCCGCAUAUGCAGCUAUCAUGAAGGAUCUUUACCCCUUCUUGGCCAACCGCGGAAUCUUUCAGUUUACUGACUUUGAAUAAUCAAUGAAAAAAGGUAAACAGUAUUAAUUAAAUCUCACGACGACAACAUUGCCGAAUGCUAUUUUGUACCCGAUGACUUGUGAAACAAUAAAGACUGCCAAAGUCGUGCGUAAUCGACUGAGGAACUACCCUA
Drosophila nasuta is the source of this 1453-nucleotide messenger RNA. RefSeq lists its product as uncharacterized. NCBI's taxonomy places the organism in Eukaryota, Metazoa, Arthropoda, Insecta, Diptera, Drosophilidae. The record is from RefSeq and is a predicted model, not a curated record. The transcript is spliced from 4 exons. The coding region runs from base 37 to 1320 and encodes 427 amino acids.